This is a messenger RNA of Varanus komodoensis (Komodo dragon), 1769 nucleotides long. It is a transcript of the gene MORF4L1, whose product is annotated as mortality factor 4 like 1. The transcript has 13 exons. Lineage: Eukaryota; Metazoa; Chordata; Lepidosauria; Squamata; Varanidae. Gene Ontology annotation, cellular component: nucleus; NuA4 histone acetyltransferase complex. Gene Ontology annotation, biological process: chromatin organization; regulation of DNA-templated transcription. The record is from RefSeq and is a predicted model, not a curated record. The coding region runs from base 65 to 1099 and encodes 344 amino acids.
CCAUAAUGCGGCGCCGCGGCUGAGGCCCCCGCCGAGCGGGAGGGGGAGGCAGAGCCGUGUAUAAAUGGCGCCCAAGCAGGACCCCAAGCCCAAAUUCCAGGAGGGUGAGCGGGUGCUGUGCUUCCAUGGCCCUCUCCUCUACGAAGCGAAGUGUGUGAAGGUUGCCAUAAAGGACAAGCAGGUGAAAUACUUCAUACAUUACAGUGGCUGGAAUAAAAACUGGGAUGAAUGGGUUCCAGAAAGCAGAGUGCUCAAAUACGUCGACACCAAUCUGCAGAAACAGAAAGAACUUCAAAAGGCCAAUCAGGAACAGUAUGCAGAAGGAAAGAUGAGAGGCGCUGCUCCAGGAAAGAAAACGUCCGGUCUCCAGCAGAAGAAUGUUGAAGUAUUUUUCAGACGAGAUGGAGCGCAUACAGUUUGCAGUUUGGAGACCCCUGCAAUAUCGACGCGGAAGACCAAAAAGAACAAACAGAAAGCCCCGGGAAUUGGAGAAGGUAGCAGCACCAAUGAAAACCCUCAGCCUCCCAGGAAGAAAAGGGCUCGAGUAGACCCUACAGUUGAAAGUGAGGAAACAUUUAUGAACAGGGUUGAAGUCAAGGUAAAAAUACCUGAAGAGCUGAAGCCGUGGCUUGUAGACGACUGGGACUUGAUCACCCGGCAAAAGCAGCUCUUCUAUCUCCCUGCCAAGAAGAAUGUAGACUCCAUUUUAGAAGACUAUGCAAGCUACAAGAAAUCGCGAGGAAACACUGAUAACAAGGAAUACGCGGUGAAUGAGGUGGUGGCAGGCAUCAAGGAGUACUUCAACGUAAUGCUGGGCACCCAGCUGCUGUACAAGUUCGAGAGGCCACAGUACGCGGAAAUCCUGGCGGACCACCCCGAUGCGCCCAUGUCGCAGGUGUACGGUGCUCCCCACCUCUUGCGACUCUUUGUCCGGAUUGGAGCAAUGCUUGCUUACACGCCUCUGGAUGAGAAGAGCUUGGCCUUGCUGCUGAACUACUUGCAUGACUUCUUAAAGUAUCUAGCCAAGAACUCCUCCACAUUGUUCAGUGCAAGUGACUAUGAGGUUGCACCUCCAGAAUAUCACCGGAAGGCUGUGUAAGCUGCUCACUAACAGUGCUAGUGUGAAUUUACGAUUGGUGUGCAUUGCUGGAAGGGGCCCUUGGAUCUCUGUGGCUCUCUUGCCCAGUACCAUGUUGUCCACAGUCUCUCGCGCACGUAUUUCUCUCUGCGAAGCUGACGUGUGUGUCGAGUGAAUAGUGUUUGUGUCUUCAGAUGGAACUGUCACCAUCCAAGUCCCGGGGGCUUUCUUCAGUUCUGAAACAAAUCGCUUAAGUAAGAGAGGCUUCUCGAGUGCUUCGUUGAAUCAGUGGGUGUUGGAUUGUUGCUGGAAAUGUAAAUGACAUUUCAUAACCCAAGUCCUGCAUGCUUUUAGGUCCUUUUUCCUUGACACCAAGCAGUGCCUGGCUUGGUAAAGUGUUGUCAUGUCUUCUGCCCAAGAGACUCUUGCUGCCAACAGAGUGGGGAGGACCAAACACAGGUGUACACUUGAAACUUUGGGGGUGUUGGGGGGAAGCGUCCUUGUAAUUUCUUGGUGUUGGGAGGGUCAAGUGUGAUUGUCAGUCUGUUCUUUGCCUGCAUUGUUACGGAACUGUGGAGCUGUUUUGUCUGUUGAUUUGACUGCACCUUCUAACAUAGGACAAGUGGAUCAUUGUCUCACAGGUUUUCUGAAGGGAUGUUUACAGGUCCCCUAAUAAACUUUUCUAUUUCAA